Molecule: messenger RNA, 1804 nt
Organism: Purpureocillium takamizusanense
Lineage: Eukaryota; Fungi; Ascomycota; Sordariomycetes; Hypocreales; Ophiocordycipitaceae
Exons: 1
Coding region: 382-1500 (372 amino acids)
Molecular function (GO): mRNA binding
Source: RefSeq, a predicted model, not a curated record
GUUGCUCCUUCCUCCCAUUACCCUCCGUGCUGUCUAUGACUGGCGCUCCGUACGAUCACGUGAUGCGACGUCUCCACGCUUCCGCCAACACCAUUGACGGCAUGUUCAGGCAACUUCAUCCCCAAAGCGACGACCAGUCCAGCACAAACGCGACCAUCCGCCAGCUGGCAACCCGCGCCCAUUUCCCUAGCAACCGUCCGCACAAACGAACGCACCGCGUCUCGUGACCUGCCUGUUGCGUCUUUCCGGCUGUGCGGGCGACAGACGAAACAACUUUUGAGCGGCCCGGCUCAAAAGGUACGUUUUUCUUCACACAUCACAUCACACAAAGACCACACAAACCACCCAACCAAGCCGCGUCUGCUGGGCUUUUUGUUCAUCAUGGCCUACCGGGCGCCUCCAGGCACCUUCUCGUCCUCCGCCUCCAACUCUCUCCCUGCGAGACCCCCCGCCCCCGCGGGAGGCAGCGGCUUCAAGCCCGUGUUUGGUACGGCCGCCGCGAACGGCGGCGCGAACGCCUACCCCAACGCCACCCAGUACGGCCUUUCGAGCCACUAUCCCGCGCAGACACAGUAUGGCGCCCCCGCGAGCAGCCGAUACGCCCCCGGCGCGGGCCCGUACGGCUCGGCCUCGUCGACCUAUUCGAGCUACCCGGGCGCGCCAGGCACCGCCAUGAGCUCCGGCGCCCAGAGUGGCUACUCGUCGUACCCCGGGCACACGCAACAGCAGCAGACACAGAGCUACGGCUCUCAGGCUCCUGCAUACGGUGCAUCAUACUCGACUGCUCCUCAGAUCCAGAACCCUUUCCCCGCGCCCGGCACCGGCUUCGAUGUGUCCGAGGCCGCGCAAAUUGCCGAAUGGCAGAGCGCCUACAGCGCUGCGCCGCAGAUUGGCAAGGACGGCAAGCCUGUCACAACCGCAACGACCGACUCGCCUUUACCCGACGCGGCCGCUGCCGCCGCCGCCGCCAAUACCAACCCGGAUAAGAAGAAGACUGUCGUGCGCUCCGGUGGCGGCAAGAGCUGGACGGACGACUCCCUCCUCGAGUGGGAUCCCUCCCACAUGCGCAUCUUUGUCGGCAACCUUGCCGGCGAAACCACCGACGAAUCCCUCCUCAAGGCCUUUUCGCGCUGGAAGUCUGUCCAGAAGGCUCGCGUCAUUCGCGACAAGCGCACUACAAAAUCCAAGGGCUACGGCUUCGUUAGCUUUGCCGACGCCGACGACUUCUUUCAGGCCGCCAAGGAGAUGAACGGCAAGUACAUCCAGAGCCACCCGGUCGUCGUCAAGAAGGCAAACACGGAGAUCAAGGCCACCACCGCCCGCGACCGCGGCAAGGGCGGCUACCACAACAACAAAGGCGGCAAGAAUAACAAGAACAAGUCGGGCAACCAGUCGGGCGGUGGAAGCGGCGGGUAUGAGCCCAGCCUCGGCCCCGUCUCGGGUGCCGGUGUCACCAAGCCCGGACAGAAGACCAAGAACGGUCUCCGCCUGCUGGGCUGAAUGGAUCCAGCCUUGGGGCGCCUGCGCCUGCGCCUGCACUGGCGCUUCUUAAGGAAUCAUUUCUCUGCCAGGUUUUGGCAUUUGAGCAGGCGAUGUCUUAUCCGGCGUUGACGGUGUUCAAAGAGGGCAAAUGCUAUAUAUCAUACUACACACACCAACUGCAACAGAGGCUCGGUGCGCUCUAAACAGACAAAGGUACUUGGACUUGCUUGGCUCUUGCCUCCAUUUUAUUCCUUUGGACAUCACCAUUAAGACUUAUUUUUGGUUUAGCAGCAUAGGAUGCAAUUGAUCAGCGUUGAAACGC